This is a messenger RNA of Falco peregrinus (peregrine falcon), 5704 nucleotides long. Its product is annotated as hydrocephalus-inducing protein homolog. Gene Ontology annotation, biological process: cilium movement; axonemal central apparatus assembly. Bases 1 to 5652 code for a protein of 1883 amino acids. Gene Ontology annotation, cellular component: axoneme. The transcript is spliced from 29 exons. NCBI's taxonomy places the organism in Eukaryota, Metazoa, Chordata, Aves, Falconiformes, Falconidae. The record is from RefSeq and is a predicted model, not a curated record.
AUGACAAACAGAGGACGACGCACCCACCAGCUGUAUUGGUCAACAGAAGGCUUCCCCACGUUCAGCCAUCGUGACCGUCUCCGUGCCAUCAGUAACACCAAGGGCACAGAUUCCUCCCAGAGCCCCAAACCUGCCUGCCCUGUGUUUAAGCUUCAACCGCUGAGGACAGAGCUGAUGCCGGGCAAGACUGUGGAGAUGGUGCUGGAAGGCUCCUCCAGCACUCCCCAGGUGGUGAAGGAGCGGCUGCUGUGUCACGCCGUGGUGGGGAGCAAGGCGGGGAAGGCACAGAUAAUGCAGAUGGACGUCACGUGUGAGUUCGUUGAUCCCGUUCUGCAAGUGUCUACCAGAGAAAUCGCAUUCCGGGUGGAGAAGCUACCCAGUGACGUCCUCAGCCUACAGCAUAAGCCUCUUUCUUUAAAAAACAUGUCCUCCCUGCCGCUGGGCGUCGUCCUGGCCUUAGACCAACCCUUCCGAGUCUGUGAUGCGGCCCGGCAGCCCCUCCCUGCAGAUGUCCAGCCAACGAAGCUGGAGGUAGGGGAGGAACGUCAUUUCUCCAUCGGAUUUAACCCUGCUCACGAGGAGCGUCUGAAUAGCUGGGUGGCAGAGAAGGCUCUGAAGAUACAGCUGCUCGAGCAUCCUCACGAGGAGCAGGUCACUGUUCGGGGAGAAGUCUUCUUCCCAAAUCUCCAGUUCCAGACCAUGGCCGUGGACUUUGGGUGCAUCUUGAAUGACACUGAGGUGGAGCGUUACAUUGAGAUGACCAACUGCAGCCCGCUUCUCGUCCGGUACCACUGGUCAUUCCUGACGGGCGGCCACGCGAGCCAGCUGAGGUUCAGCCCUCCAGCACCUAAACUGUUCAUCAAACCCCAGCCACCGAAGGAGGAGGGAGCCUGCUCGGAGCACUCGGCAUCUGCAGAGAGCAGUGUCAGUGACGGAUGCGUAGAGGAGCCAGCUGAAGCCCUGGGAGCAGUGGGGGAUCCUGCCCAAGAGCCAGCAGAUGCAGAGGACUCCCUGGAAGCAAAGCUGCUGCCGUCCGCUGCUGUGGAUCUGGAAAGUCGGAGGCCGGUGAGGACCCAGGAAAGGAUGCGGUUUGUGGAGGUGGAGCCCCUCCCCUCGGGAGUGGAGGAGGUUUUUGAUGUCCUGCCACUGUACGGCGUGCUGCCGCCGGGCAAGAGCCAGCGCGUCACAUUCACCUUCGUUGGCCGCACAAACAUUGCUGCCCGUGUCAUGGCGCUGUGCAGUGUGGAGGGAGGCCCGACCUACGAGAUUGCGCUGAGUGGGGAGGCUUCGCUCAUCAACUACUUCCUUGACGUGACGGAGAUCGACUGCGGGCUGCAGCUGUUUAACAAAGUCAGGGAAGCGGAAGUCACCCUGCAGAACAGAGGGAAGAUGGGAUUCACCUACGUGGUGCUCGGCUCCAGCGCAGCCGCUGCGGACAGCCCUCCGCUCGGCGUGCCCCUGGCCGUGCCCAGCACGGGUUACAUUGGACCUGGCAAGGAGCAAGUGCUCAAAGUCUGUUACCUGCCAGGAGUGCCUGGAGUCUUCUGCAGGGCUUUGCAGAUUCAAGUGGGUCACCUGGAACCAGCAAGCAUCACCCUGAGAGGAGAAGGGACCCUUCCCAGGAUCUGCUUGGACCUGCCCAGGAACAUCAGCGGAAAUGCAAAAUAUGAGAAGGUCCUCAAAGAGGCCAAAGAAAAGAUGGCAAAGGACAGCCAGCGAGCUGAAGCAGUUGCUUUGGGGGAGGCGGCGGCCGCGGAGCCACCCAGGGACGAUGCGGACACCGCGUGGGACACGCAGCUGCAGCUGCAGAUGGAGCAGUUGCUGAUAGAGGAACAUGCCCUGGAGCAGCAGAAAGCUCUCAGCUCCGGUCCCCCAGAGGAAGCGGCCUUUGACCAGCGUGCUCGUCGGAGGCUUCUCAAAGUUCAGCUGCCUGAGUACAUCCUGGACUUUGGCUGUGUCAUUCCUGGUACCGUCCGCACACACCUUGUGAAGAUCACCAACCCCGGGCGGUUGCCUGUGUCCUUCCUCGCCGAUAGACGUGUCUUUUGUGGCACAGGUUUCAGCGUGGAUCUGGACCAUGUGAAGUGCCUGCCCUGCUGCAGGACUAAGACAUUCAGAGUGCGCUUUGACCCACAAAGCGCCAACCUGCCACUGGGAGAGGUGGACGUGCUCCUGCCCAUCAAGGUAGCAGGUGGCCCCACGUUCCAUGUCCGCCUCCGUGCCGACGUGACUGUGCCGUCCCUCUGCCUCUCCAGGGACAGGCUGGAGUUCUCCGCUGUCCAGUGUGGGCAGUGCCGGGAAGAAACUGUCCAGCUCCACAAUCAGCUCCAGGUCCCCUGUCAAUGGUUCGUCACCGUGCACGAGCCUGUUAAGGUGGACAAAUGCUUGUCAGCGAGCAUGCGUCGGAAGCUGCUGCAGGAGUUGGAAGCCAAGCCCCGUGUCUUUGAGGCACUGCCCUCGGCCGGAACCCUCGCUCCCGGACAGCGAUGCAACAUGCGAGUCAGGUUUUCACCCGUGGAAGAGAAGUCCUACAGAAGGAGGCUGAAGAUUAACAUUUGCCAGAGCAGCCAGCACCUCCAGCUGCAGGUCUCGGGACAAGGUCUGGAGCCGCAGCUGGAGUUCAGCCCCCCAGUGCUUGAGCUGGGACCGGUGCUGCCAUACAGCCGUGGGGCGGAGGGGACAGUGGUGGUGAAGAACCCGUGCGAGUUUCCCAUCGAGUUUUACUCGCUGGAGUUUGACCAGCAGUACCUUGAGGAGGAGCAGGUCCUGCACAUGCUGAAGGACUACGACAGCCGCAACACCUUGUUGCUGCCUCUGCGUGGCCCGGGUGAGAAGCUGCCCCCAGAGGUGCUGGAGUACUCUCAGGACCAGAAGAGGCUGCAGGAUGAUCAAGCAAAGCCCAAGACCGGGGACCCAGCGGACCAGGACAAGGCAGAGCACCAGCAGAGCACCAGCAGCAGCAAGGAGGCUGCGGGAGAGCUGGCCGACAGCCCUGUCCAUAGGGCCAUCGCCCGCCACCUGGGCAUCGAUAUCCCUGCAGAAGGGCGCACAGGCGGAAACCGCAGAGGGAUCGUCAUCAUCGUCCAUGGGGCACCUCGGACAGGAAAGACAGCGGCAGCGGUCGCCCUGUCCAAAUAUUACGGCGCUGCCUGCUUGUCCAUCGACGCCGUGGUGACAGAAGCCAUCUCUGACGGGAGCAGCGCGGCAGGGCUCCGUGCCCGGGAGCUGUGCGUCAGGGCUGCCGCUGAGCAGAGCCACAAGGAGACAGAGGAUGAGGGUCACAAUGCAGAUGUCUCUCUCAGCGUGCAGUGCCACGCCAAGGCCGGGCACAGCUCAGUGCUGCGCCAGUCCAGCUCUGGGGAGGACGGCAGCCUGCAGUCCCCGAGUUCCCAAAGGCCGGUGAGCACUGCAGCAAGCAAGAGGAAGGCGGAUGGCCGUGCAUCCCAAUCCCGGGAACAGCAUCGAAGGGAUUCGACAAGCUGCCAGGGCUCCUCCAUUUCUCAUCUCCACCCUCCCCUUCCCUGCGUCCCUGCGCGGCGACGGCUGAGCAUCGGUGGCAGCACAGAGGGAGGGCUGGGCUGUCUGAGCUGCGUGCUGCCCGAGGACUUGCUGGUGGCCAUCCUCUCCGAAAGGCUCCAGCUGAGUGACUGCUACCAGGGCGUGGUGUUUGAUGGCCUGGAAACCCUCUUUGCGCACAACAUGGCAUCUGCUCUCCUCUGCCUGCUCAAAGCUGUUGGAAAUCGGCCUCACAUCUACGUCGUGAACCUGUUCCAGGAUUAUGUGUCCUUUAAAGCCAGGGAGACAGCUGCAAAAGAGCAGGAAGGACGGGAGCAGGAAGAAGCUGCCCGCAGGGAGAGAGAACGUCUCUGGGAGAUGGACGAGGAUGAGUAUGAUGCCCUCAGUGCGGAGCAGAAAAUUCAGCUUCAUAACAAGAUACGCCAAGUCCAGCGCGAGAGGAGGCAGAGGGAGAUGGAGCAGCUAGCUCGAGAGCUGGAGGAAAAGCGUCGGCAGGAGCUGGAACGCUUGAAGGAGGAAGAGCUGAAGAAUUCUGAGCAGGGGAAGAGAAAGACUGGAAAAGGCCAAGAGAAUGCUUUGAGGAGGAAAAGCUGGCCUGGUGUCAAGCAGGGCAUGAACAGUCCCACCAGCAACACCAACACAUCCAACAGCCGGAGGUCGGAGGUCGCCAAGGGGGUGGUCAAGACACGAUCUGUAAGGAAGCACCCGGGCUCUGUUGCACGUUGCACAAAGGAAGAUGAGCAAAAGCAGAGCAAGGUCACCCUGAUGGAUGCCCACCUGGCAGCGGCUGCACACCCCACAGACCUGGAAGAGGGGGAAACCAAAAAUGAGGCCCAGAGUGACAGCGAGAACUUAGCCCUGAGGUUUAAUAUCUACGAGAUGUCGCAGAAGGAUGUUGCGCAUAUUUUGUCAUCCUGGGACAGGGUUCAGGGUAUCCUGCUGUUCCCCCUGAACCACGAGGACGCACGGCACCCAGCAGAAGAGCAGCCCCAGCACACAUCCAGCCCCAGGAGCCGGAGGGACAGAGAGAAGGAGCAUCAGGGGAGGCUGGAGAAAGAGCAUCUGGCAGAAAUGAAGGCUCUUGAGGAUGCCAGAAUACCUCAGCUGGAAGGGGAAGGUGCAAAAGGGUCAGCCAGAGGCCAGGGUGUCGGGGUGCCCUGCUUGGACAUCCAGGUGCUGGGCUCAGAAGAUGUGACUAGGAAGAUCCUGGUGAGCAGCGAGCUGCCAGCGGCAGAGCAGGUCCUGGAUAGCCUUGGACUGGGUCCCUCCGGGCUUCCCAUCCCCCCUACUGCUUUCUACUCCGUGAUCCACUACCCGGCAGAGCGGAUGGCCCCUGCAGCAGAAGCCCUCAAGCACUUUGUCUUUGUUGUGCCAGAAGGCGCCACUGCAGAAGAAGACAAGAAUGCUGCCACCCCAGAGGAGCAGGUCGCCCCUGUGAGGAGCCAGUCGAGUGAGGAGAAAGCUGCGGGCAGCUGGGAGGCUGCGAGGGAGAAGCAGAGCUCCGGUCAGGGCAGGAGAUGUCUCCAGGGGCUGGACAGGGAAGCACCCGUAUCUUCUCCUGGGGCGCACCAAAGCGGCGAGGGCAUGGUCCCAUCCCCUCCGAGACAUGUCAGGCUGAGCAGCUGCCGGUGGAUAGUGCCUGCCCGCGGCGAGGUGGAACUGAAGGUCCACUUCAGCUCCACGGUGCUGGGCCAGUUUGAGCAGACGCUGCGUUUCGAGAUCCUGGGGACAAAGCGACUGUACCAGCUGCCCUGCAGGGGCACCUGCCUGUACCCCACCAUCAGCCAAGACCCACGGCUGGUGUUUCCCCACCGAAGGAAGAGCAAGGCAGACGACGACAUUGUCUUCAAGCAGUAUGUCACGGAGACGGGUGUCUUCCACUUUGGACCGCUGCUGUGUGGGAAGUCAAGAAACUGGUACGUGCUCCCCGCCCUGAGCGAGCAUCCUGAUGCGCUGCCUGCGCAGCAUGGGACGUUGGGAUGGCACCUCCAGGGCCUCGUGCUGUCACGGACACGUCUGGGGACGAGCCGUCCCAGAGGCACAAUUCAGGGCAGGCCCAGGUGGAGACCUGCCUGGGAGAUGCAGGGGGCUGAAGGGCCACAGAUGUGUGAACUUGAGCAGAUGAUGGGCAAGUGAGUCCUGGAGGAGCAGGGGAGAGACGGAGCUGAUCUUCCUCCCCGGUGGGUGC